AUGAAGGUAUUAUUAAUUUUAGGUUUUUUAAUGUUAUCAAUAUUUUUUGUAUCAUCAUAUGAACUAUGUGGACCAAGAAGUUGCAUGAAUGGAUAUUUUUGUGCUUCUGAUUAUUCAGCUUCAAUUUGCAGACCAGAAGCCCAAGCCUACACAAUCAUACAAGUCAAUAUAACUAAUGAAGGUGCUUGGCCAGAUUCUGCACAAUUUAAAGGAACAAUAAGAAAUAUAUGUGGGGUUCGUAUUAGAAAAAUUGUUUUAUCUGUUUCCAAUAAAGAUUUUCCAAUAUUAAAAACAUCAGCAAUUUGGAAUGCUCGUUAUUCUAAAGAGUUUGAAGAGAUUUCCUUACCUGAUUAUGCUGACGGAAUACCACCAAAUGAUGAAUUGUAUCAAUUUGGGUUCAUUUUAAAAAAUAGUAAUACUCCAAAGAUUAAAAUUAAGAGUAUCAGAUUUUAA
Molecule: messenger RNA, 453 nt
Organism: Dictyostelium purpureum
Lineage: Eukaryota; Evosea; Eumycetozoa; Dictyosteliales; Dictyosteliaceae
Exons: 2
Coding region: 1-453 (150 amino acids)
Biological process (GO): extracellular matrix organization
Cellular component (GO): extracellular matrix
Molecular function (GO): carbohydrate binding; extracellular matrix structural constituent
Source: RefSeq, a predicted model, not a curated record